ACACCUCUGAUCACCCGCAGUGAGACCAUUGGGGAGGGGUGGGCCUCUCUCCCCCAUGAACAUCGAUGUGGAGUCUGAUAAUCCCCAUAGUCAUGCCUCAAGCCUCUCUGGGCUAAUGGUACCCAGUGUGCAGGCUUGUCGGACGGAUUGUGCGAGCAGUGUAGGCUUCUCACUUGUCCUCUCCAGCACGGAGUUGCGGAGAUUUUUUUUUUUUUCGCUCCCAUCAAUUCGACACCCGAAUAAUCCCAUGUUGGCACGUGGAGUGGAUAAGUUGGAAUUUGGAGACUACACCGGUGCAUGAGUUGUGUUGUUGUGUAGAGAUUGUGCAUACUUUUGGCUUGUCAGCCGAAUCCAGCAAGAGCUUUUUAGGUCAUCCCCUGCAGCUCCUCCACGAUAGUUUUGGUAGGCACCAACUUCCAAUCUUCGGCAGCAAUCAUAAGUGUGUCGAAUUUCAUUUGUUUCCCACGUUCGAGUCCCUUUGUUGGUGGGAUUCGAAUAAGCUACCAGAUCAUUCACUUCUAUAUUACUGCACCCUUCCAUUCUAUAUAGUACUCAUUACUGUCUUGUAAGACAAGAUGUGAGCAAUUUUUUCCCGGUGUACCAGAUUUGUCAGAUAGAGGUCAUAUACUUAACGGGAAAGAUGCAGUCCUGCCAUUCCGGGCAACAUGAAUGCUCAAACUAUGAUUGCAGUUUCCAACAGUUCAGGAGUGCCGGAGCACUGGAGCGCCAGUUGGAAGGAUGCACUGAUGUAGAUCAAUCCGUUAGUGUAACGAAUCCUUGCGACGAUUGUAGAGGCUUUCGGUAUUAAAUUCCAGCCUCCAGGAGUAAGAUGGAGGUUAAGGACCCUGUGCACUUAGUAGCAAAUAUUCAAAUGAGAACUUUGAAGACUGAAGUGGAGAAAGGUUCCAUGUGAACAGCAAUUGGACAUGGGUUAAGUCCAAAGGCUCCUCCAUCACUCCCCGGCCCCGGAGGCUCUCGGGGGCGUGGGAAGAUCAACGCUGUUCCACGUUCGGACCGAAAAUCUUUAGAAGUCUUCGGAGGCGCUCCGGCGAGCACUCGCUACCUUUCAGAUGCAGGAGGUUCUCUAAAAGAUAGUUAUUUAGCGGAAGAAUUACAAGCCAAAGCGGCGAUAUCUCCUCGCAUUGAACAGCCAUUUGCAAAUCAUAAGUCUUCCUCGCCAAACCCAUCCUGGAUUGCCUCCGGCUUGGUUGGGUACCGAACCGGCCACGAGGUCUCUUCCGUCGCCGCCAUGCCCUCCCUCAUUUUCUCAAAUCUUUUGUAAGUCACCUUCUAUACUCGCCCCCUCCGAAUAAAACCAAUCUUGGACCAAGCCUGAUAACAUCAAGCCGGCGGAAUCGAACUUGCUGCUUCAAUGGGAGAUGAAUCUUGAAAUACCAGAGUAUAGACCCAAGCCCGUGGUCGGGGCGGAGGAGCCGACUCCGAAACCAGUUGUGAGGCAUCAGCGAAGCUCAUCAGAUACCUUGAUGAAGGCCUUGCCCCAGCUCGAGGAGAGGCAAAGUAUAUUCAACAAGCUAAAGCAGCAGGCAGAGGCAGAUGCCAAGAAAGAUAUGGCGAAGAUGAGAAAUGAUAGAGCGAAGUCGCCACUGUUGGAAACUCCACUGCAGCUCGUCACUGAAGACGAGUUAGUCACUAGCCAGCAAAUGGAAGACUUGGAGUGGGACGAGUUUGAAGCGGCUGCAGCCGCCGCAUUCGCAUCUGAUUUUUUUUAUCUAAAAAGUGGAUGUGAAAAAAUUCUGGUGUCGAGAUGUUCUCAGUCUAGAACAUCACGGUGGAGAAUGGGCCAUUCAAUUGUAGGGCCUGUUGCUGCCUCUCCAAAGAAUGUGCCAAAAGAUUGUCAUCGUUCUGAGGUCAGCGAGCGACGAGUGCCGAGCUUCAGCCACAGCGUUUCCUUAUCCUCCUGCGUUGUGGGACACCAACAGGUGUUGAUACCAAUCAAUUGAACACCACUUUUUUAUCUUCUGUGUGCCCUUAACCCCGGUUGGAAUGAGGAGAGCUUCUUGUAUCAACUAGUCAUUCAACACGUGCCUUCGCAAUCUCCUAAUUCCUAACCAUACGGAUACGAGAAUAUGCCGCAGCAGUACUGGAGUCGAAUAUAUUUAAAUGAAAGAGGAUGUUCUAUGUUAAGAAUAGAACGCACUAAAUUGAUUGGCUACUGCCAUUACAGGUGUUGUUUACAUCCUGAAGGUAGCUACUUCUGCUGAUAUUCGACUCCAGGCUUCCGUCUCUUUAUUGUUAAUACUAGGUUUUGAUUCGUUUUUCACUCCCCUUGAGCAAGUAGUGUACCUUGCCUCUCAAGGAUUUUUGCAUUCUCAAAUUGUUUUGAUAAGGAUCGUCGAUUUAGGGUGGUUACCAGUUACUCUGAUUUCCGCACUCCGCAUCCAUUCAUACAUGGCUGCUCUUUGCUGCGCAGUCUGUUACCAUGCUCUGAGUAAGUCUUUUCACUGGAAGUCCAUCUGUUGAACCCACCACUCGAGGUGCGAGGGAGGGUGCUGCACUUCUUAGUCUUCCAUUUGUCAUAUAGGUCCGUUAUUCUGCACAUUCGCUAUGAUGGAUGUUGCGUCUUAGAACGAGGAAAUGUUUAGAGUUUCAUCUAUUACCUGGCACUGCAAAGAAGAAUGUUUAGUGUUCCCUUUUGUGAAUCUGUGGCCGCACACCACACGGUAGAAAUUUCUCGGAGGACGAUUUUAGAUUGAAUAUGGACGUGAUUUUCUGGCUGUUGUGAAUGCAGUCUAACACGUCGUUCAGUAGAACUGAUUUCUUCUUCAUAUCCCUAGGCAGAACCGUCAUCACUGCGUCCACGUUUGAAGUUGGAAUAUCUGGUGGCUGUCGUGCUCUUUAGUUCAACACCCUUGGUAUUUUCUAAACGAGUAUUUCAUGCAGUAGAAGUUGCUCGAAGUUUUAUGACCUUUGGUGUUACGAAUAAUACUGUUGAUGACCCAAGAGGUUGAACAGAGGAGAGACCAAGCAGGAUAGUUUACAUUCUCCUCAGAGAUUCUCUUCCUACUGGGACACAGUGUUGUUCAGAAUCUCCUUCCGUCUUCACACUCUCUCUAGCCCUUGCUACAAAAUCUCUGGCUACAGCACCUUCUGCUCUGCGACAUGUCACACUUGUAGAACCCGGCCAAUAAGCCCUCUCGUCGAAUUGGGAUUGUAAACGAGGUGUUACUGCUUUCAAGGCUGUUACUUUACAGGUAACCAACUUCAUGCUGGAAACAGCAAACCUACUUGCACAAUACACGGAUCGUAGUUGUGGAAUACCUCGAGGAAUAGAGAUCAGGGUGGAUCAGGGAAUUGCGUGACAAUUUAGUGAAAUUAGUUUCAGAGAUCCUCGAAGUAAAGAGCAUGGCUACAUGAUGGGGCUCUGGAACCAAAUUAAUCAGCCAGUGUUACAACGACUAAACAGGAUAAUUUACUCCGAAACUACGACCUUGAGGUGGGCACCGAAAUCGUGUUAAGGAAUCCGCUGUUCUGUAAAUUUUGAAUUACAGUGUCAUGAUUUCACUUCGAGAUCCGUAGAGUUUUCAAAAAUUUCUUUGGAGAACCACUAGGUCUGUUCUUGCUUCUUGGUGUAAUAGUAAUUGUGUCUUGUCAAUUGCCUCCUCUGUGCAAGUGUUGUCUACCGAGAUAUUAAGUUGGACCAAUCCCACUUCUGGUCCUCCGGUCGCUGGCAAGUGACUCGCUAGUCUUACGUAAUGUGGUGUACUGAAGUUUCUAACUGACGCAGCAACUUGUUCUGCAGCAUUGGCUUGGUAAUGCCUCGAAAAAACAGGGUUAGUUUCACGUCGCUGGAACUACGGUAGCGAGCUUAUUAUCUAGCAGUUUCUGUAGCACAACUGUGGUGUUCACUUCACUCAAGUCAUAGCUUCGGAGCAAAUUGCCAUGUUUUGUCAUAUCGUGAAACUUGAAGAUUUCUUUGCUAUCAGAGUCCAUAUCAUGCUGCCAUGCCCUUAAGCUCGAAGCAAACCAUGGCCACAAUCACUGUAUGCUACUUAUAAGUUUGUUGUUCCAGGAUGUACUUGGUUUCUGGUUCAGUAACAAAUUUGGUAGAGGUCACGCCGUAUCUACAAUCCCCAGCUUCAAGAGAAGGUGCAGUAGCGAUAGGGUUUCGUAGCAAGUGAGUUAAGCAGCAACGCAGAAGGUGCUGAGGCUAAAGCGUUUUGUAGCAAGAGCUAAGAGAUUGGUUGAAUACGGAAGGAAUCUCUAAACAACAAUGUGAGUGGAGGAAAAUCUGUGAGAAGAAAUUGGAAAAUCUUCCUUGAAUUUUUCCAUUGUUCAAUCUCUUGGAUCAGAAGCACCAUUAAAGCACCUAGGACCUAGAACCUUCAGAAGCAAUUACUAUGUUGAAUGCUACAGGUAUUGUGCUAUAGAGCACCACAGCCACCAGAAAUUGGAACUACAGACGUAGACGCGCUGAUGACGAUUCCUUCCAAGGAUUUGUAGAAGAAGUCCAUCUGAUUGGACGACGUGUUGCAUUUGUAACAGCGAGACAGUCACUUUCAUUCACUAAGCAAAUCUGGCAGGAGUUUCUAUUUUGUGGUGUGCUGCCACCAAUAAAGAAACGAGAACUAAAACCA
Molecule: messenger RNA, 4595 nt
Organism: Physcomitrium patens
Lineage: Eukaryota; Viridiplantae; Streptophyta; Bryopsida; Funariales; Funariaceae
Source: RefSeq, a predicted model, not a curated record